Molecule: messenger RNA, 756 nt
Organism: Gaeumannomyces tritici R3-111a-1
Lineage: Eukaryota; Fungi; Ascomycota; Sordariomycetes; Magnaporthales; Magnaporthaceae
Product: RO10
Exons: 4
Coding region: 109-756 (215 amino acids)
Source: RefSeq, a predicted model, not a curated record
CUUGGCCCCUCUCAAGCGGCUCGCGAGCCGGGUUGAUGGAUUGUCGUCCUGCUCUUGCGGGCGUGGGAGUAAAGGGCGGGUUGGUUAUACUGCAAGAAGGAUUGAAAAAUGCACGUCGGCGGUCAGAGCAGUGGAUUGAAGGCGUCUGGCAGCAGCAGAGGAGGCUUGGUAGGCUUGCCAUUCCUUGCGGCCUUGGCAGCCACUGCCACUGCUACUCGAGCCAUGGACGACUCCCUCGACAAGACUACACUCUCGACCAUCGGCCUGCUGGAGGCCCGCCUGCUGCGCCUCGAGCACAUCGUCUACGGCCCCGCUGGCGCCCCCGAUGCGCCGCCCAGGACCUCGGCCGUCAGCUCGUUACUAGACCUCGAGAGGCGCUUUGCGAGGCUCGUCGACAGGACGCGAGUCUACGGCGACCUGCUGAACAUAUACAAAAAACACCCGGACCUCUUCGCCUCGACCGACCAGCCCAUCUCCCAGGAUCCCAAGAAGCCGCCGCAGCCCCCGACCCGCCUCGGCCUCGGCGAGCUCCGCGCCGUCGUCCUGGCCUCGGCCGCCUCCUUCCCGGCCACAGCCUCGGCCCUCGCCGCCUCGGUGACGGGCGACGUACCCGUGCCGGACGCCGCCCUGAGCGCCGCCCUGGGCCGCUUGCUGCGCUGCGCCGACGCCGUCGCUGAUGCCGAGGCCCGCGCCAACCGAGUCGAGGCCGCCCUGCGCCGCGAGGAGGGGCGGAGGGCCAAGGCUGCGGCGGCGUGA